AUGGAUGAUCGUCUAGAAGACAUGAUGCGUGAUAUUGGACAAUAUUCGUUUAAGAGGGAACAUGUGUAUGAUACUUUAUGCAAUGGCAAGGAUAAACCUUUGUACCCAGGAUGCACAAAUUUUACACGUUUGUCAGCCGUGUUAAAAUUGUUUAAUCUGAAGGCAAAUAAUGGGUGGACUGAUAAAAGUUUUACCGAAUUGUUUGAAUUGUUGACACAAAUGCUUCCAGAAGGUAACGUACUACCAAGUCGUUAUUACCAGGCGAAGAAAAUAUUGUGUCCGAUGGGUUUGGAGUAUGAAAAGAUACAUGCUUACCCUAAUGAUUGCAUAUUAUACAGAAAAGAGUAUGUAAACUAUAAUCAUUGUCUGAAGUGCAAGGCGUCAUACUACAAAAAAAAAGAUGGUGAAUCUAGUGAUGAGGAAGAGCUCAAAAAGGGUCCUCCCGCGAAAGUGGCAUGGUACCUACCGAUAAUUUCAAGAUGGCAUGCAGAAGAAAGAAAAUGUGAUGGACAAAUUCGCCAUGUAGUUGAUUCUUUGCAAUGGAAGAAAAUAGAUUCUUUGUUUCCAAAUUUUGGCAAAGAGUCGAGAAACCUUAGACUUGGACUUUCUACUGAUGGAAUGAAUCUGUUUGGCCCAAAACAACCAGGAAAUGACAUAGAUGUUUAUCUAAGUCCACUGAUUGAUGAUUUAAGAGUGUUGUGGGAGGAAGGGGUGGAUUUUUUUAUGCGCAUUCUGGUGAACAGUUUAAUAUGCGUGCCAUGCAUGUUUUUUUGCACCAUCAACGAUUUUCCGGCAUAUGGCAAUUUGUCUGGGUAUAAAGUUAAAGGUUAUAAAGCGUGUCCUAUAUGUGAAAAACACACAUGUUACCAUCAGCUUGAAAAAGGAAAGAAGACUGUUUAUCUUGGGCAUCGAAAUUUUCUAAAUCGUUAUCAUCCAUGUCGUAGAUUGCGAAAAGCUUUCAAUGGGGAACAAGAGCAUGGUGUUGCUCCAAAGCCCUUAACUAAAGAGGAAGCUUAUCAACGACAACAGGGCAUUACUGCUGUCUUUGGAAAGUUCCAAAAGCAAUAUAUUGUGAAAAAUUUAUGGAAAAAGAGGUCGGUUUUCUUCGAUCUUCCAUAUUGGUCUAGUUUUGAGGUAAGACAUUGUAUUGAUGUGAUGUACGUGGAGAAAAAUGUAUGUGAUAGUGUAAUCGGAACACUUCUCAACAAUGAAGGCAACCAUAUUUAA
This is a messenger RNA of Vicia villosa (hairy vetch), 1227 nucleotides long. RefSeq lists its product as uncharacterized. The coding region runs from base 1 to 1227 and encodes 408 amino acids. The transcript has 3 exons. NCBI's taxonomy places the organism in Eukaryota, Viridiplantae, Streptophyta, Magnoliopsida, Fabales, Fabaceae. The record is from RefSeq and is a predicted model, not a curated record.